This is a messenger RNA of Melopsittacus undulatus (budgerigar), 2791 nucleotides long. It is a transcript of the gene SETD4, whose product is annotated as SET domain containing 4. Gene Ontology annotation, biological process: peptidyl-lysine trimethylation; peptidyl-lysine monomethylation. The transcript is spliced from 10 exons. Gene Ontology annotation, molecular function: protein binding; protein-lysine N-methyltransferase activity. Lineage: Eukaryota; Metazoa; Chordata; Aves; Psittaciformes; Psittaculidae. The coding region runs from base 598 to 1746 and encodes 382 amino acids. The record is from RefSeq and is a predicted model, not a curated record.
CAACUGCAGUCACAAUCUGGAAUACGUUAAACUUAAGAAGUGGCUGAAAGACAGAGGAUUUGAAGAUGGUAAUUUAAGGCCAGCGGAGUUCUGGGAUCUGGUGAUACACAUAAGUAAAUGGUAUUAGAGCUGGGAUUCCCAGUGAAGGUACAGGAAGAGGACUGAUGACAACAAAAGCUCUUCAGGCAUGGACAUAUAUGGCUCAAGCCAGGCAUGAAAGCUAAUUUACACACACAUAGCAGCUUGUCAAACAAGGUCAGCAUAGACAUGAUCUAUAAUAUCCCUACCCCACCCUGCUGCGUUGGUAGAAGUACAGUUGUUAGUGAGAUCUACUUUAAAAUAUAUCUCAGGACAAAGAAAAUCAGUAGCCAGGCACCAAACUUUUUGUGAACAGCUUUUUGCAGGUGACAGUUCCUACUGACUGUGUCAUACUCCUUCGCUGGACUGUGACUGUCUUAAAACUAUCUAGUUUCCAUAAAGUUCAACAGCACUUCUCUUUGCUUCUUGACAUUAGUGUUCUCUGGGGAGUGUCUCUCUGUUCAGAAGUCGUGUAGUAGAUGAGUUGUGUACAACUGAUCUUUACUAGUCUUUGUGUGUAUGUUGUUUUUUCCUUCUCUCCCUCAAAGGCAGGCAGGGGAUCUGAUUAUUUCAUUGCCUGAGAAGUGCUUACUCACCACGAGCACUGUCCUUAGUAGCUGUUUGGGAGAAUACAUUAUGAAAUGGAAGCCUCCUGUAUCUCCUUUGAUAGCACUGUGCACAUUUCUAGUAGCAGAGAAACAUGCUGGUGAAAAAUCUCCAUGGAAGCCAUAUCUUGAUAUUUUACCGAAGACAUAUACUUGCCCUGUUUGUUUGGGGCAUGAUGCAGUAAGACUUCUCCCUGAACCUCUACGCACGAAGGCUCAAGAGCAGAGAAUGAUGGUCCAUGAGUUGUACAUGUCUUCCAAGGCUUUCUUCUCUUCCCUGCAGCCUUUGUUUGCUGAGAACACAGAAACUAUUUUUAACUACAGUGCUCUCGAGUGGGCUUGGUGCACUGUUAAUACCAGGACAAUAUAUAUGAAACAUUCACAGAGGGAAUGUUUUUCUAUUGAGCCAGAUGUUUAUGCUUUGGCACCAUAUUUAGAUUUGCUAAACCACAGUCCAAAUGUUCAGGUAAAGGCUGCAUUUAAUGAGCAGACAAGAAGAUAUGAAAUUUGGACAAAAUCACAGUGCAAAAGAUAUGAAGAAGUAUUUAUCUGCUAUGGGCCUCAUGAUAAUCAGCGACUGCUACUAGAAUAUGGAUUUGUUGCUGUGGAUAACCCUCAUAGCAGUGUUUAUGUCUCAUCAGAUACUCUUCUCAAAUAUUUUCCACCAGUGGACAAGCAGAGAAAUGCGAAACUUUCCAUUCUAAGGGAUCAUGAUUUCUUAGAAAACCUGACCUUUGGAUGGGAUGGACCGUCUUGGAGACUCCUUACUGCUCUCAAGUUGUUAAGUCUUGGUGCAGAUGAAUUUACUUCCUGGAAGAGAACGCUCCUUGGUGAUGUAGUUUCAGCCAGAAACGAACAGCAGACUUUGACUAUAACAGCAAAAAUAUGCCAUUUUUUAAUAGAGGAGACACAGCAUAUCCUUCUUCAGAUUUCCCAAUUGAAAAGGAGCAAAGAGAACCUGCAAACGCACUUAUCUUUGGUAGAAGCAUUGCACUUGGAAAACCUGAAGAUACUACAAAAAUCAGCUGAGAAUCUCUGUAGCUUUAGUAUGGCGACAACUUGAUGCGUCUGGACCUGCGGCUGGUUGGAGGUCAUUUGCCAUGGAUGUGCCUUGCUGAACUGUUUUUAUGGACCUGAGCAGCAAAGAAUAAUGUAGAAGUCAUCAAAAUAUGCUUAGUUUUGAUUACAGGGUCACAGAGGACCUGCUCUUUAUUUUGUUCUUUGCUGACCUCCUUCAGUAAUACAAAAGGUUAACUUGAGUGGUAGGGGAGAGCACAGGUGGCUUUCAUCAUAUCUCACUGAAAUUAUGGCUGCUGUGAACAAAACAGUUUCUGGGGUAAUUUGAGCAGCCCUAGGAUUGUGGGCUCAAGCAGUCCUAGAUUUUACAGCUGCCUGUGUGACUAAAGCAUGGAUCACAGGGUCAAGCAGGUACUCCUCAGCAUGUAUUUGAGCUCUGGCACUUGGCAGAGACAAAGAGGAUAGAGCCAUUUAUAUUUGUCUUGUUCCUGUCCUUUACCUUUCCUCUGUGUGAAUUUUGCUCCUUUACUCAAAGCUCUCUCCAGACUCACUAGUUCAUAUUCUGGCUCCUCCUGCUGAGAAUGAGAACUGAAAGGAUAUAUCACUUUGAACUCUGUUUCUUGUUUGGAAGACCACCAAGGCAAUUAGUUCUAUUUCCAUUUGUUUCUGAUGAUCACAUUGAGAAAUGUUCCUAUCCUUUUUAUAAGGGGAUAGUUUCAUGUGCUGCCUUUCAGCAUUGGUUCUACUUAAGUAGGGAGCUUGACCUUCCUAUGUUGUUCAGAGAAGGGAGACUUCCUCAAAUGACAUUUGAGGGCAGGACCCUUAUUUAAGCUGUACAAACUUACUUUGUGGUUGUGUUGUGAUUGUUUUCCGUUUUGUGGGGAAUCACAUUUUGUAGAAUUUUUCAUUACUGUUUUUAGCAUUUGUUAAGAAUUAUGUUUGUGUUUAUUUUUGUAUGUAUAUUGCUUCAUUUUCUACAAGACCUCUAUUUUUGAAAUAAGCGAAAUUGUAUGCAGCAGUAAAGCAUUCUAGAUAAUAUAACUUAAGGAAAAAAAUACAGGUGAAAACUUAGGUAUUCACAUGCACUUUCA